This is a messenger RNA of Ahaetulla prasina, 3611 nucleotides long. RefSeq names its product ring finger protein 43 (gene RNF43). Gene Ontology annotation, molecular function: ubiquitin protein ligase activity; frizzled binding. Gene Ontology annotation, biological process: ubiquitin-dependent protein catabolic process; Wnt receptor catabolic process. NCBI's taxonomy places the organism in Eukaryota, Metazoa, Chordata, Lepidosauria, Squamata, Colubridae. The record is from RefSeq and is a predicted model, not a curated record. The transcript has 6 exons. Bases 2242 to 3153 code for a protein of 303 amino acids.
AGUAACCUGAAUGCCGUACCCAGUGGAAUUAUACCACAUCCUAAAUUACAGCUUCAAAUGGGUAAUCUUGCUUUGAAGUUUCCUGUCUGGCCUGUGGUAUUACUCACCCAGCUGAUGUCAGAAGACAGUAAUAGUUGAAUUCCAGAUUUCUAAAAAUCAGCAUUACCUAAAAUCUUCCUUGCAGUGGCUAUUGGGGGAAAAAACAACACAACCAAAAUUAAAACUUAAGAAAAGCUAUGGUAGCUGCAAACUUUAGCUAUUCCAUUUAUAAGUCAAUCCUUCCUUCAGUGAUAAAAUUACUGUAGUUCUAAUUUCAAUAUAAUUGAAAGUGUCAUACUAAAAAUCCUGAAACACAGUUUUGUCUUAACACAUUUGAUCAAAUUAUUUUCCCUUUCCAUUUCUCUAUACAUAAUUCUUUGGAAAAUGCAGCAAGUGAAUCUUGCUCAUAUAGACUAGUUAACCAAUUCAUGUCAAAAGGAAGAAAAUGUUAAGUGUAAUUUACUACUGAAUCAGGAGAGGGAGUCUAAGAACUCUGAAAAUCACAUUCGGGGGUGGAGUUAUUGCCUUUGGCUGCUCCACCCUCACUUUGUGUCAGCAGGUAGAAAGUGCUUGUAGUCCUAGGGGAGGGAAGCCAAGAGCACAAGCUACAAACUACUUUUGCCUUCCAGGAGCUAAGCCAGUUGUGAUUUUCGGGAAAGAAGACUUUUUCAAGAGCUCUGCAGAACUUUUCAAGUUCACUUCAUCCCACUGGGCCCUGUUUUGCCUUUGAAGAACGAUUGCAUUGUGUUUUUCAUGCAGUCUUCUGAUGGAUAUCUGCUGUUUCAAGCAACUGCCAUCCUGCGUACUGUUUAGAUAUGCCUACUAUGUUUGCUGAAAGAAGGAAAGCCUACUCAAAUUCAAAAGGAGUUUCCAGAAAUUUUCCUGGAUUUUUAGCAAGAUUUUUAAGUUGUUUUUGGAAACUAGAUUUCAGCCACGCCUGACUCACAAGCCUUCAGCCGGGAGUCUAUUUUUCUUUCUGAUUCAGACUGGAAUUUCACAUUUACCUGUAUAAAGAGUUUCUGUGAGUUUUCCCUACUUCCCUUUCCUUACCUGAAAUUCGUAGGUAAGAUUCAGAAUACAUUUUGAUAAUUGAAAUAUUUUGUCCAAGAUUUUUCAAAAAGCUGCCGGAUUUUUUUUCUUGUGGAUUUUUAGAGGCGCAACUAUGUAACAGGUUUGCAUACCAGUUUAAAUUUAUUUUUUUCUUUCUCUGAUCAGUUUAACUGAUACAUUUCUGCAGCUUUUCUAUAACUAUAAUCACAAGCAUGCUUUUUAAUGUUUAAUUGUGUUAAUUUGCAUUUUACUUCUAAAAGGAAACACAUUCUGAGAUUUGCACAGCUAUGAAAUAAAACACAGGUGUAUCUGUAGUUGUUUUUCCUGUUUUUUUAGCUUCCAAGUUCUGGAAAACAUCUGAGAAAUGCCUUUUUUAUUUCAUAAAUUUGGAGAGCCACGGACUAUAUUUUCUGUAUUAAAAAUGACAAACCGCUGGAAAAUUCCAACUUAAAAUUUUUUAAUUCAACAAAGUGAGUGAGGCAUUGCAGGCAUGCAAAUAUGAAAAAAAGAUCAAGCAGAUGACAAUGAGUAAGAAAAACCAAGUUUGCAUUCAAAUUCCUAAAUGCAAGUACAUGCAUGGUUACUCUGUGCUUUAAUGUGUGGCAUAAAUAGAGAAAAGAAUAUAUGAAAAAAGCAAUUCACUUUUCAGGAGUCAACAAGGGCUGCUAAGGUCAUCUGAUACCAGGUUUGGUCCUGUUUGCCAUCCUAGGAUCUAAAAGCCUGAAAGGAUUUGAGAAGCUGAUAUUGUCUUCCAUGGGGAACUGUCUAAAAUCAGGUAUAGCAGUAUUCCUAGAAGAAACCAAGAGCUCUUCAUACCAUAUGCUAUUCAUACCCCAUUGGUUUUUCUCACCAUGUCUGAAUUUAUCUGGAGGAGGAGGAGGAGGAGGAAGACCUGAUCUGGGGUUCUUAUAAUCUUGUGAAGCUCAAGGAUUUUACAAACACGUGGCAUGAAGAAACUUUGAGAAAAGGGGGAGAGGAAAGCCUGGAAGAAGCUCCAGGUAACUACCCUUUGCUUCUUGUUUGCCCCAUUGACUGCAGUUGCAGAGGGCUAUAAUCCUCAACAAUUUUACCAGUUGUUGGAACCUGCUGGUGGGGUGAGGACACAUUCCUAAGCAGUAUGUGUGGCCAGAGCACACUGCUGCAGCUGGGAGCAUGAGUGUUGGCCCCCAGCUACAGCUGGCAGUCCUCUGGCCUUGGCUGCUAAUGGCUAUGCUGCAGAUACGACUAGGCUACUCGGGACUGGCACUGGUGGCAGCAAUGGAAGCCGAGCAGACUUUGGCCCAGAAGGCAAUAAUUCGGGUAAUUCCUUUCAAACUGGAACCCCUCACACUGGAAGGAGUCUUUGCUAGCAUUGCAGAGAUCACCCCUGCUGAAGGCAAACUGUUGCAGUUCCAUCCCCUGUCUUUGUGUAAUACCAGCGAGGAUGAACAUACUGUUCCAGGAUUUGUCUCCAUUGUCAAACUGGAAAGGCCUGAGCGGGAUCUCCGGCCAUGCCUAUCAUUGGCCAAUAAGGCAAAACUGGCAGGGGAGAGAGGAGCUCGGGCUGUUCUUUUUGAUAUUACAGAUGACCAGAGUGCUGCUGACCAGUUGAGGAAGCCUCAAGAGCUGAGUCAUCCUGUUGUUCUGAUCUGGGGCCACAAUGCUGAACUUCUCAUGAGAGUGGUGAACAAUAACCGUGAAGCCCAUGUGAAGAUUGAGGUGAAGGAAAUGCCAGCUUGGCCAGAUUACGAUGUUUGGAUACUCCUCACUGUUGUGAGUACCGUACUGGUCAUUGUUGUAAUCUUCUUCGUUCGCACUCGUUGCCAGCCAAGCAGAAAUCAGACGAAUGUGCAGGAAACGACCAUGCAAGCAAUCAACCGGCUGGCCAUACGGAGGUAUCAAACCCCCCAUCGGCAUGCCCCAACAGGGGACUCUGUUAGCACCUGCAGUUCUCCUCCCAUAUGUGCAAUCUGCUUGGAAGAAUUUUGUGAGGGGCAGGUAAGCUUACAUUUCUGGGUUUCGGAGUUCUCAUAUAGAUUCUCAGAUCAAAUAAGCAGGCCCUUCAGAGUCCACUAUGGUGAGUGAGAAGAAGAAUGGCAAACAGAAUGCCUCCUGUUUUUAGAGCAAGGUGACAACCAAGUCUAGCCAAUCUGGAUGAAGUGAUAAAAAAACAUGGCUCUUUACAUGUGCAUUCUAUAUUCUAGAGCAGGGGUGUCAAACUCAACUUCAUUGAGGGCGGCAUCAGGGUUGUGUUUGACCUUGGGGGCCUGGGGUGGGUGUGGUCAAGGAGGGCAUGGCCAGUUUGACAUCACUCACGUUGGGGGCACCUAUGGUGGCUCGAUAGCUCUGCCAGCGAAAACAGAGCUCAGGUAGGCCACCUUUGGCCCUCGCAUGCUCUGUUUUCAGCUGCAAUGGCCCCCAUUUUUGCUGGCAGACGCACUGUAGGCCGGUCCUUCGCUGUUUCUAGGGCAGCCCCAGGGGCCGGAUCUAAGUGCCCUGCGGGCUGGAUCUGAUCCCCAGGCCUUGAGUUUGACACCCCUCUG